Messenger RNA from Entrophospora sp. SA101, 432 nucleotides. The record is from the annotation of a GenBank genome assembly. NCBI's taxonomy places the organism in Eukaryota, Fungi, Glomeromycota, Glomeromycetes, Entrophosporales, Entrophosporaceae.
AUGUCGACUGAUUUAAUUUGGCUUCUUGUCAAGAAUAAUAAUUCUUUUUUGAUAAAACACAAUGGUGUACAAUUCUCUUCUGAACCAAAUAAUUUGACCAAUUCGAAUUCCUUCAAGCAUUCUGGUCUUGCCAAUAAGAAGUCAAUUGGUAUAAGUCCUGAACCAAAGGGUAGAGGUGUUGUUGUUACUACAAAAACUAAAGGUGUAUCUUACAAACCUGCAAAAAACACUCGUAAAGUCGUUUUGUCCAAAGGAAUUCGUAAAUCAGCUAAAAGUAUAGCUAACUCUUUAACUCGUGCUGGAUAUAGACCUGAUUUACGAAAGGAAGCUUUGGCUCGUAUGUCAGCCAUCUAUGAAUCACAAAAGCCUAAUAAAGUCCAUAAAAAGAAGACUGGCCGUCGUCAUGCUAAGAGUGCUAAGAAACAAAAAUAA